AUGAAUGGUACUACAUUUUUUGAAUGGUUCGUUAAAAUUAUACCGUUACUUAAAGAUAAGGCAGUCAUUGUAAUGGACAAUGCAUCAUACCAUUCUGUAAGAAAAGAUCCAACUCCAGUGAGGUCGUGGAAAAAACAGGAAAUUAUAGACUGGCUAGAAAGUAAAGGCGAGGUCGUUAUACAACCAAUAGUAAAGGCGGUAUUGUUAGAAAAAGUAAAAAAAAUCAAAUCGGAACACGAAAAAUAUGUAAUCGACGAGUACGCGAAAGAAAAUGACAAAAUCGUUUUAAGAUUGCCUCCAUACCACUGCGAGCUGAACCCAAUAGAGCUCGCGUGGUCAUCCGUUAAACAUUAUGUCCGGUCGCUUAACAAUACAUUUAAAAUAAAAGACGUACAAGAAUUGUUAAAACAAGGUGUAGAACACGUAACACCAGAAAUGUGGGCCAAUUUUGUUAAACACGUCAUAAAGGAAGAAGAUAAAUUUUGGAAAAUCGACUUCAUCACAGAUGAAAUAUUGGAUGAAGAACCUGAAGGAGAACAACACAUCUUAACAAUAGGAACAGGUGAUACCAGUGGUUCUGAUUUAGACUCUGAAUGA
Acyrthosiphon pisum (pea aphid) is the source of this 597-nucleotide messenger RNA. RefSeq lists its product as uncharacterized. Bases 1 to 597 code for a protein of 198 amino acids. The record is from RefSeq and is a predicted model, not a curated record. Lineage: Eukaryota; Metazoa; Arthropoda; Insecta; Hemiptera; Aphididae. The transcript has a single exon. Gene Ontology annotation, molecular function: nucleic acid binding.